Messenger RNA from Lathyrus sativus (Indian pea), 339 nucleotides. NCBI's taxonomy places the organism in Eukaryota, Viridiplantae, Streptophyta, Magnoliopsida, Fabales, Fabaceae. The record is from the annotation of a GenBank genome assembly.
AUGAGUAACUUCAAGAUGUGCAUGGCUUUGUUGUAUGCAGAAAAUGGUGGUGCAAUUUCAUGGGGACAAAUCACUAGUAGCCUUACGCCAUGCAUGCGUUAUCUUGAGUAUAGUGGUGCUGUUUCGCCGAGUUGUUGUUCUGGUGUUAAAGGAUUAGUUAAUGCAGCUCGAACUAUUGAUGACCGCCGUACAACUUGUGAAUGCUUGAAGUCGGAUGCUGCUUCAUUUAAAGAAAUCAACAUAGGCUAUGCUGCUGCCCUCCCCGACAAAUGUGGAGCUAGUAUCCCUUACAAGAUCGAUCAUUCCACCAACUGUGCUAGGUAUACAUCUAUUACUUAG